AUCAGACAGCGGUUAAAUCAGCAGCUGAAACCUCCAGCCUCUACUGCUCCGUUGUGGGUCUCCAGAGAAUAAGAAUAGUGGAUUAACAUUGCAGCAGAUUUAUUUUGUCUCCCUGAAGAGACCAAACAGGAAGUUAGGAUCUGAACCAAAGCUGCAGGCUCUUUUUAGUCAUGUUCCUAGCGUACUCUCUGCCCAUGAAAGCGAAGCGCAGGCGGAAUAAGGAGCGUCUGGAGGCCAGCUUCGCCGGCUUGUGUGAGCUGGAACUGCUCAAACAGAGGCAAGAAUGCCGGGUGCUGAGCGCUCUGUGCCUCGGGGAUUCUCCGGUUGCCGGCCGUCCACCUUGGGGAGCUCUACGUUGCGCCCUGGACGCACCAAACGCCAACGCCUCGGAUGACUAUAGCCGCAGGCUCCAAACUAGCAGUCCCAAGUGUAUGCCCUGUGCUAUGAAGGCGUCUUUGGAACAGCAAGUGGCAGAGCUAAAGGUGAACACUGAGGUCCAAUCAACAGAUUCCCCAACUGAUCUAGAGGACUGCAAAAUAAUUUCAGGAGAGGUCCUUGCAGCCAAAAAUGGAUCUCCUGAGUCAAAUUACCAACCUUUGGUCCAUUCUUCUCUCUCAGCAUCUGAUGGGACGGGAGAGACAAAGACAGGAGAAACAGACCUACCAAGAGGGGCCACGGUUACUGGUGCUUUGGCGGAGAUGGAGGAUGUUGUCCCCAGUCAGGAAGAUUCUCAACAAACCCACAAAGUUAAGACUUAUAUAUUUCGAUUGAUCCAACGCCAAGCUCUACCCACACACUCCUCAAAGCUCCGUACCAGCCUGGCACAUGAUGCCAGAGCUGUCAAUGUGGUGAGGCAGAGUAGUAUAUGCCGCAUGGUGAAGCAACAUUCACCGAAGCAGGUGUCUGUUCAGGAGAUCUCUACUCCAUCCCAGGGUUCACAAGGAACUGCUCCACAGGCUUGCCAUAAACUUGAUCAGGACCCUUACAUGGGGACAGGGUUUACCGAAGAUGUCCCACCCCUGUACCACCAGAAUCUCCAGCAAAGUAUCCAACAUCAACCAGGGCUUUAUCACAGGCCCAGGCAGGCUUCCAUGAUUAACACCUCCCGGUCAACAUUGCUGGACUAUCCAUCUUGCAGAGGGCUGCAAGCCCACCCAGACUCAUGUAAUGGCGAGCUUGAUUCACCUCAACAUUUCCACAACUACCCUUCCUCUCCAGGUCUGUCAAAGCCUCACCAACCACUUUCACCUGAAGAGCAGCUGUUUAAAGCAGAGUAUAUUCCAGCCCAUCCUUGCCGAGCCUUGACCAGAGUUUAUGCCCAUCACCACUCCAACCCCUACAAGGGGCCUGGGGUGCCCAACCGAACCACAUAUUCUCCAGAAAGAAACCAUCACCAACAAGAGCAGCAGUCCACAGCAUCUCAGAUCCAAUCUUCCAGAUCCCGAGGGGGGCCAAAGAAGUGUCACUCGAAUGAAGACAGAAAUGGGUUCAGCAGGAAGCCGGGAAAGAAGGCAUGUAGGUCUCAGUCAGAGAAUAGCCUGCAAAGGGUUCCAGAUCGCAAGUACAAUACAGUAGAGAGGGAUGGUGGAGGAAGUGGAAGCGGAAGCCGUAGUAGUCAAUACAAGAGCAAGAAACAACAGCAUGGUAGCUGUCGACGCUGGCAGUCCACCCUGGAGCUCAGCCAAGAUGAGACUGACCAGCCGCCCGUGCAGACACACGUGCGAGGCUCUGCAGCUUCAAACCAAAGGGACCAUUGUACAACUCGCACAUGCAAAUCUCGCCCUACACAUGUAUCGCAUGCCGACCCACACCAUAACCACUCCCACCAUCAUCAGCACUUUGAGUACCAGUUAAAGAGGGAACAAGUGCCACUGUGUCAGCCUAGUGAGGAAUACCCCAAACUACGUCAGGGUGAGUCUGAGUCAAGCAUGAGCGAAGCAGACUCUCUAGAGUCCAGCUCUUUGUCCAGUGAUUCAGAUGAGAGUGGUGGUCUCGUUUGGCCCCCUCAACUAUCCCUCCCUUCACCAUCUGCCCCACCUGGGCCACCUCUGCAGCCCAAAGCUUUUGUCAAGAUUAAGGCUUCACAUGCUCUUAAGAAGAAGAUCCUGCGCUUCCGCACUGGUUCACUUAAAGUAAUGACCACUGUAUGAAGUGGAAUACUGGCCAAACUAAAAUGGAGAGCAGAUCUUUGGACAACAUAGAACUAUAGACCACAAACUACAGUGAAUAUAAAAAACAAUGUGUAUAUGAAAGUUAUAUGUUCUAGGUUAAAAUAAUUGACUGGAUGGCUUUAGAAGCAUUGGCGGAAAUGGGCAUCACCAUAUCAGCCAUUUCAAAAAUGGGAUGUAAAAUUGUAUAUGAAGUGUUACAUUUGACUAAAUAUCUGAAAUGGAUGACUCAUGUUUCAUCAAAGGAUACCAUAAUUGGCCACAUUUGGCCCCUAAAUAUCCCUACCCUCAACAUGCACACAGCCAGCAAUAGCUGGUUGGCAUUGUCUUUAAGGUCACACAGAACCGACUCCAAUACACCCUAUGCAAGAACAUUUCCGUACUCUUAUCCUAAACUUUCAUAUGAGUGUCAGAUUCAUCAAACUGUCUUAACCGCACAAAUUAUUUUGUUUCAACCUGACUAAUGCCACUGGUUAAUGGGUAGCUGUGCAUUUGUGAAUUUUAUUAUUAUCAUAACCAACACUUUGCUAUAUACAGAUUAUUUAAAAAGUACGUUUUGAUUGCUAGGUUGACUGUCACCAUUUAAUAGGACAUGUCUCCAAGUUUAACAUUCUGGUUUCUAUCUUGUUCUUGCUAAUUCUACAAAGAUACAAAUGUGUAUGUAUGAAAUGUAUUGUUGGAAAUAUAGCAGCCUACAAUGCUAACACAGACUACAGUUUCGGUCUUAUAUUUGGAUUGUUUUGUUGCUAAAGUGAUGCGUACCUGUUAUUUCAAUUUUUAAGUCAUACUUUAUUUAAACAGGAUGAUAACUCAAGGCAACAUCCAUAAGUUAGUACGUUUCUGCAUAAACAUACAGCUAUUAAAUAUAUUGUUGGAAAUAAAUGUAGGACUUGGGAAAAUGUGGCCGUAUAUAAAUUCAUGUGAAGGAGUAGAUUGUUAGUACAGUUCGUAUUGCCAGCUAUUUUGUCUGGAAUUUGUGGAUGAGAUAGUAUUAUUGGUGAAAGAAUUGACUUUUAACCAGCUUCUAGCAGCAGACACAA
Messenger RNA from Anarrhichthys ocellatus (wolf-eel), 3208 nucleotides. RefSeq names its product dapper homolog 3-like. Bases 171 to 2150 code for a protein of 659 amino acids. The record is from RefSeq and is a predicted model, not a curated record. NCBI's taxonomy places the organism in Eukaryota, Metazoa, Chordata, Actinopteri, Perciformes, Anarhichadidae. Gene Ontology annotation, biological process: negative regulation of canonical Wnt signaling pathway. The transcript is spliced from 3 exons. Gene Ontology annotation, cellular component: cytoplasm.